CCCUGUGACCUCCGACUGGGCUGCUGACUGCAAAACCAAUGACAUACGAUGUUAUUAAUGACAGUGAGUUGAGGAACAUUUUGUGGGCAUUUAUUAAAUAAGGCCAUUGAUCGGCAGGUAAUUUAUACUAGGGAGUAUUAGAUUGUAUACAUAUAUCUUUUAAUAUAAAUUUGCAGUAUAAAGCCUAUUUGGUUUACAUGUUUAAGGUUGUCUCACUGACAAGCCAAAUUAUAAGAAGCAGGAUAUAAAUACAGGAGAGAGAUCAUGUGAUGGAGUGAGUCUGACUUGACGUGUUGUGAUCGCGCGCACGCACGCACGCACACACACACACGGAGCAGACACACGCCGUGCGAGGUUCAGUCACACUAAACACACACCCACAUAUAAUCGGGGAGGCGUCGCCUGCUAUUGUUGCCACCACAGCUGCUCCUGCUGCCUGUGGAGAUGCAGUGAGAAAGGUCCUUGAUGCCUCUGGAGCUUCUCCUCCCACACUCCGGCCUGUUUUCCUCGUUCUUCCACCAGCGCUGAGAUAAUGAAAGGAUGGCGGAGCAGAGAUGCGGGGACCAGGACCGCGCAGGACUAACAGAUGCUGCUGCGGAUGCAGGAAGCAGACGGGAUGAGAAACUACCACCACCUCCACGGCUGCGGAGAGCCAUGAGCACGGCGGAGGAGGCAGCAGAGGAAGGCCUUUCUCUGGAGGAGAUACUGAGACUUUACAACCAGCCCAUCAACGAGGAGCAGGCAUGGGCGGUGUGUUAUCAAUGCUGCAGGAAGCUGGCGAGGGAGCACGGUAGGAGCAAGAGGAGCUGUGCGGUGGACGGAGCAUCACCAUCAGCGGAGCCGACGAGGAAGAUCUGUGGACCCGGGGAUGUGAGGAUACAGAAGGAUGGGUCUGUGAGGAUAGCACAGCAGGGAAAAGAUAAAUGCAGCCCCUGCUCAACAACAGAGGUAAUUGAGUCUUUAGGCAUCAUGAUCUACAAGGCUCUGGACUUUGGGCUGAAGGAGAAUGAAGAGAGGGAGCUCAGUCCUCCUCUGGAGCAGCUCAUCGACCUCAUGACCAACAUGACUGAAGCCUCCAGGGACGCCUGCCCUGACGAGGGCUAUGAGGCCACAGAGGAAGAGGAUGAGGCAGAGGAGGAUGACCCAAACAAUAUCUACAGUGUUCAUGGAUACAGAGAUAUCCUCAAGCUCUGUAGAGCUCAUCUCCCCGGUCUGUCCGACGCCCACAGUCACUACCAGGCAGUGUGCCGGGCUCUGUACACAGAAACCAGGGAGCUGAACACGUUCCUGGAAAAGAUCAGGAGUGCCAAAGAGAACCUACGUAAGAUGGAAUCAUCGGAGGAGCCUGUCCGUGAUCUGAACGAGCUGCAGAACGCUGACUGGGCUCGGUUCUGGGUUCAGGUGAUGAGGGACCUGAGAGAAGGAGUGAAGCUGAAGAAGGUGCAGGAGCGUCAGUACAACCCUCUGCCCAUAGAGUACCAGCUCACCCCUUAUGAGAUGCUGAUGGAUGACAUCAGAUCCAAACGGUACAAAUUGCGAAAGGUCAUGGUUAACAGAGACAUCCCACCCAGAUUAAAGAAGAGCGCUCAUGAAAUCAUCCUAGAGUUCAUCAGAUCCAGACCCCCCCUCAAUCCUGUCUCAGCCCGUAAGCUGAAGCCACAGACUCAGCCUCCUCCUACGCUGCAUGAGCGAAUCCUAGAGGAGAUCAAAUCAGAGAGGAAGCUGCGACCAGUGUCACCUGGUGAGGUCCGAAGAGGACGACUCGGUUAUGGCAAAACUCGCAGCAUGCCGCAAGAUUUGUUCCGUACAGGAACAGAUGAGUUUAGUCCCUACAUGGGUAGACGGACAUCCAGCUCUCUCUCUCUGACCAAUGGAAUGGCAUCUCCCAGGUCAGAACCCACAGGAUCUCAGUCUGCACCACAGAGGAAAAGGCUCCUGAAAGCUCCCUGCCUGGCUGAGCUGGACAGCUCUGACUCUGACGAAGAGGUGUUUGGGCGAAAGUCAGCCAGCAGUUCCAGUGUCGCCACAUCUCUGAUGGAUGAUACGUCUCCAGAAACUGCGAUGGGCAAGAAAACCCCACCCAUGUUCCUGCCCAUCUCAUCUACACCCCAGCCCGAGAGGCGUCAGACCCCUCAACGGAGACAUUCCAUCGAGAAGGAAACCCCAACCAAUGUGAGGCAGUUUUUGCCUCCGUCCAAACAAAGCUCCAGGUCUUUGGAGGAGUUCUGUUUCCCCGUGGAGUGUCUGUCUUUGACUGUGGAGGAGGUGAUGCACAUCAGACAGGUGCUGGUCAAGGCCGAGUUGGAGAAGUUCCAGCAGUACAAGGAAAUCUACAACGCCAUGAAGAAAGGAAAGCUUUGCUUCUGUUGUCGAGCCAAAAGGUUUUCGUUUUUCACUUGGUCCUACAUCUGCCAGUUCUGCAAAAAACCCGUGUGUUCACAGUGCUGCAAAAAAAUGCGGCUUCCGUCCAAACCGUACUCCAGCCUCCCCAUCUACUCCAUCGGCUCCUCCAACACUUUGCCCAGGGAGAGAAUAAACGCCAUGGCUGCUGUGGGACAAGGACUUUCUGUUGCUGGAGGACAGGGGACAUCAGCUGAUGGAGGUCCAACAGCGCCCCCUGCUGCCAAAAAGGCAACAACAAGAGCAUCCAAAAGAGCUGCAAAGAUAUCUGGAGCUGAAGCAGCAGCAGAAGCUGGUGCUAAAUGUGAAAGAUCCUCCACUAGUCCACAUCGCCACAGCAACCACAAGACCAUGACCAAGUUUUCGAAGCAUGGAUCUUUAAAGUCUCACGAAGAGCUUGAGCUUCCCUCAGAGCUGACUGAGGACUGGGCCACCAUGGAGGUGUGUGUUGACUGUAAAAAGUUCAUCUCUGACAUCAUUGCGACCAGUAAGCACAGCCUGUCACUGGCCACCAAGAGGGCUCGUUUGAAACGUAAGACCCAGUCCUUUUACAUGUCCUCUCCUAAGGACAGGGAGGAGUACAGGCCCUCCGAACGGACGAUCAGUGAGAUCUGAAACCCGGCAGCAUUCCGCUACCACGGCACAAUCGCUCAGUUGGACGAGAAGAUUCCUGUUCAUGUCGUGUAUUCUUCAGUCAGAUGAAGCCUGAUGUGACCCGUGCUCUUAGACAGUGUGGUUUUGUUGCUGUGUCUUCAUCAUUAUGUACAGUCUCCUACAGACAACAACUACUGUGGAUUAUUUUUCUGUAAUAACCCUUUAAACUUGGCUGAAAAUGCCUGAGAGAUGCGUCAGAGAGGACCGACCUCCCUCCUGUCCCCUGACCCCGAGCCAACUCUCCUGGAAACAAUAAGCACAAGAGCAGAGGAGGACUGGUGUGAAUGUGGGUUUACCCCCCCGCCCAAAAAAAAACUGAAGCUGCAGGAGACACAGGACCUGCACAGAUCUCACUACGACCACGUCCAGAAGACAACAGCAGGACGGCAGCUCACAGACUCCAGCCACAACUCUGGUACAAAGACUAAGUUUAACUCCAUAAAGUUGGUCUUCAUACAGUCUUAACUGCUGGGAAUAUCAACCUGUUGUGAAUGCAGUUCAAACCCGAUCAAGUGUAUCUACAGUCAAUGAUAUUCUUGAAUUUUUGCUGUAUUUUGCAGCUGAUUUUUAUUGAAUCUAUGGAAAACAGAACACUGUACCCAUUUAUUAUCAGGGGUUAAAGUCCAUCAAUAUUGGUCACCUCCAUAAACCUGUUCAAUUAAUCACCAUACAACAGCAUUAAUGAUAUUUAUACUGUUCAUUUUUCACUGUAAUGCCCAGUGUAGUGUACACUUCAUCACCUACUAAUCAACAUCAAACCUGUGGCACAGGAAAACAUACUUUUUUUUAAAGGAUGCCGACAUUAACAGAUUAAUGGAUGAACAAUAGUUUUGUGUCCAGUCCUAUGUAUAAUAUGCGUUAUAGAGUACUGUCUUCUGCAGAGUCAUGUUUAUUUUUUCAGGUUUGCUUGUUCCUCAUUUGAAAUGAUUAAGGUGAUUUUUUUCUUCUGUACGUUAAUGUUGACAGUUGCAUGGCACUGUUUUUACCUCAACAUUAAUUUUCUGUCUACAGUUUUAUAAAACAUCAUGUUCAUCAGAAGUCCUCAUUUAAUGCCUUUAUAAUUUAUUACGUAUCAUUUACAGAGAUACUUUUAACCACAUUCCUGCCAAAAUAUUAUUGCCUUAAAGAUGUUUGUUUUUCUCAUGUGUUGAACCAUCGACUGCUGUUACUGUACAGACAUUGAUCGUAAUGGUGGCUGUGUCGUUCAGACUGCUGCAGAUGUGUGUCUCUGUGUCCAGUUGGUCAGCAACAGGACAGGAGUCGGAGGUCAAGGUGUGACAGACGGCAUCGUGCAUGUCCUACCCUGUAUUUACCCUCAAGCUCUAACAAGCUCCCUACAGAGUUUGCAUCAGAUGAUGACAAUGACAACAAUAAACAUGACUGGAAUACCUCCA
Cynoglossus semilaevis (tongue sole) is the source of this 4448-nucleotide messenger RNA. RefSeq names its product spire-type actin nucleation factor 1b (gene spire1b). Gene Ontology annotation, molecular function: actin binding; microtubule binding. Gene Ontology annotation, cellular component: cell cortex; cytoplasmic vesicle membrane. NCBI's taxonomy places the organism in Eukaryota, Metazoa, Chordata, Actinopteri, Pleuronectiformes, Cynoglossidae. The coding region runs from base 541 to 3015 and encodes 824 amino acids. Gene Ontology annotation, biological process: Golgi vesicle transport; actin filament polymerization; actin filament network formation. The transcript has 17 exons. The record is from RefSeq and is a predicted model, not a curated record.